Messenger RNA from Morone saxatilis (striped sea-bass), 1588 nucleotides. RefSeq names its product microfibrillar-associated protein 3-like. The transcript is spliced from 3 exons. Lineage: Eukaryota; Metazoa; Chordata; Actinopteri; Moronidae. The record is from RefSeq and is a predicted model, not a curated record. Bases 251 to 1264 code for a protein of 337 amino acids.
CCACUCAGUCAUACCUGAAGCAGGAAGUGAACGGACCCGGACGGAUCGUGUUUGCCUCGCCUAACAACUUGAGGAUAAAAGUAACAGACAAAAACAGGAGUAAACGGCAUAUCUUUAAACAUAUCUGUAAGUUACGGACAUUGUUUGGCGUUUAUGUUGGUUGGAGGAUCUGAUGCUCUGGUCGCUGUCCGAGCAGCAGGUUUGUCUCGUCUAAAUGUGAGCUGGAGCUGAAACUGGAACUCCUUUCGACAUGUUAUCGUCCCAGAAACAUCAACUGUCACACCUGCUUCUCGUAGUCCUGCUGCUCUGUGGCUGGACAGCAGACGCAGCUCAAAACGGGUCAGAGGUGGAGGCUGUGUCCUCCGUGUGGCUGGCCAGUGUGUCCUCCAGCAGGAACAUCGUGGCGAAGGAGGGGUCCAACACAGUCAUUGAGUGUAACGUGACCGGAGACCACAAUGACAUCAAGUGGUACAACUCUAAAGGACCUCUGCUGGGUGGGAAAUGGCAGAUUCAGGAGGAUGGCGGUCUGAACAUCACUGUGGUCUCCUUUAAGGACCGUGGUCGCUACACUUGCGUCGCCUCCAGCGGCUCCAAUAGUACCAAAAACUACACUGUCACUCUGCGUGUAGCCCACACCAACAGCGGCCUGGGCCUGUACUAUGUCAUUGUCUGCCUGGUGACCUUCACCAUCACCAUGAUCCUCAACGUGGCCCGGCUCUGCAUGGUCAGCAGCCACCUCAAGAAGACGGAGAAAGCCAUCAACGAGUUCUUUGGCACCGAGGGCGCAGAGAAGCUGCAGAGGGCAUUUGAGGUCGCCAAGCGGAUUCCCAUUAUCACAUCGGCCAAGACGCUGGAGCUUGCCAAGGUCACGCAGUACAAGACCAUGGAGUUCGCCCGUCACAUGGAAGAGCUGGCACGGAGUGUUCCUCUGCCGCCACUUAUCCUAAACUGCCGCACAUUCGGCGUGGACGUUGCGGAAACAAACCGGGGGCCUCAAUCUGCAGAGCAGGGAGAGACAUCGAUGACUGGCAAUAGACAAGCUAUAGGCCCGCCCUUCUCCAUUAGAAAUGGAGAGGAGGAGCAGGUGUGUCAGGCGCUGCUGUCAACUGAAAGACAAGUGAGCGAUGGACGUGGCGUUGACACCAAAGUGUCAGUCCACACGCUAUCUGAGACGGUCGCCAGUGAGGAUAAGGAGGCUGAGAUGUGUCUCCAUGUGCAAGCACCAGGCUCCCGGAAAAGUGUGUCUUAUGAGAGCAACAUAUAGCAUGUCUCACUCUGAAUCCCAUCAGACGAAAAAUAUAUAAGUGUCUAAUGAUAAAUAUUUAGAAAGGAAGCAGAAAAUUGUGGGGUUGGUUAUCGUUUAGAUUUUAGCGAUUCUGUUUCUGCUUAUGGAUUCUUGUUCUUAUUGAAUCCUUGCUCCUUAUCUUGUCCCACGAUUUGAGGAAGAAAAUAAACCAAAUCAUGUUGAAAGAAAAGGCCAGCUUUCUUUUCAAGGUGUUAAACAGUCCCAAUUCACAGUGUACUUUGUGAUUAUUUUUGUUCAAAAGGCAAAAUAAAGGAAAAUAUUAAUAUUCUAUCUUGCCAUGUA